CCUUUUUCUGUCUUUUCGAUUUGGUUCUCUGUUAGUUAGAUUCUCGUUCCUUCAAAGUUUCGAUUUGAUAAGAGUUUAUUAGAAUUUGUAUGAUAAUAAUGUCCUCAUGGUGACUCUCUUCUUUGCACGUCCCUGUGGUUUAUGAAAAGCCAUCUUUGCUUUUCUUUGCCAAAUUGCGCGUUAAUUUCAUUCUCCCAUUGCAUUGGAUUCCAUAUCUUGUUUCUGUUUGAUUUUGAUGCAUCUGUCAUCUCCAUGAUAGCUUCGUGUGGUUCAUGGCUUAGACAUGUUUAGUUUUGGAUAGAGAUAAUCAAAGAAUUUCUUCUUGUGCCUUUUUAUCUUUCCUUUUGCGGUAUUUGCUGAAGUUUAGGGGCAAAAAAGUGAAGGAAAGCUAAGAAUUUUUAUGAUCCAAAUCCAAGGCAAAACAUAUAAAGUGAAGAAUAUUCCUUUGAAGUAUUUUUGAAAGGGAAAUAGCCCUUUUCUGUAUAUAUAAGUUGGUGAUAGUGAGUCUCAUAUUUGUUUCUGUGUAAAGCUCCUUGUUAAGCUAAAUAGCCCCUUUUGUGCUAGGAUUCUGUUAUCUAUAGUUAUCUUCUGAAUACUGCACUUAUUCAAUGACACUUGCUAGAGAUUAUAGUUUUCCAACCGCUAUGUCUUCAUCAUUUGCAACUCUAGAUGAGAGACACAACCGUUACUUUCCUAACAUUUUGUGGGUUUCAUCAGGAUAGGAACUGAUGAAUAACAACCCCGUCCCCUGUCAGGCAUUUCCGCUGGUCUCUGGUGGCAGUUCUGGUGGGAAUUCGUUUUCAUCUUCUUCCGGAUUCUGCAAUGGUGCCUAUGUUUCAUCUUCCUCCCAGGCACGGCCGCCCGUUUCUACAGUGCUAAGAAGCAGAACGACUGUUGCUCAUGUCUCUGAAGGAGGGCAGAGGCAGGAUACACAAUCUUUGCAAGUGAUCAAUCAGCCUCAAGAGCAGAGAAAUAUGCCCUGGUCUUCAGAUCAGCUUCAGGGCUUCUUUGAUUUUCCUGUUCCGGUUCCACAAGCGGAGAGCAGUAGAGCUAUGGUCUCAUCCAAGGAAGUCCAAUCAAAAAGCGAAUGGCCAGACUGGGCGGACCAGCUGAUGUCUGAUGAUUGGCCAGAGCUUCUAGGUGAUCCUAAUGCCCUCAAUCUAGAUUCAAAGAUACCAACACCGUCUUCUGAUAUGGCAAGGCAAGAGAUAGUGCUUAAUAAUCAGCAUGAGGUGGAUCCAUCAAUGGAUCCUUUUAAUAACAAAAACUCACCAGCGAGUUCGAUGACAAUGGAUCCUUUUAAUGCCAAAAACUCACCAGCUAGUUCGAUGACAUCUAAGCAACGAAUGCGUUGGACACCAGAACUUCAUGAAGCAUUUGUCGAAGCUGUCAAUCAGCUCGGUGGUAGUGAACGAGCCACCCCUAAGGCUGUUUUGAAGCUUAUCAAUAGUCCCGGUUUGACCAUUUAUCAUGUCAAAAGCCAUUUGCAGAAAUACAGAACUGCUAGGUAUAAACCGGAUCUUUCAGAAAAUAAAGAAGAACCUCCAAUGAAGAAUUUGAAAACCAUUGAAGAUAUCAAAUCUCUUGACUUGAAGACGAGCAUUGAAAUCACUGAAGCUCUACGGUUACAGAUGAAAGUUCAAAAACAACUCCACGAGCAACUUGAGAUCCAAAGAUCACUGCAGUUACGAAUCGAAGAACAAGGUCGGUAUCUUCAGAUGAUGAUUGAGAAACAACAGAAGAUGCAAGAGUCAUCAUCAAUGCCAGAAGCUAAAGGGUCAGCUCCAUCACAAAACCCUUCACAAGUUUUCCUCCCUAAUAGAGCAACCAAUUCAGAAACAUCAACAAUAACUCAGAAACUGCAGAUUGGUUCUAACACAAUGUCUCAAACUGAAUCUGCUUCUGGGAGUAAUAGGAAACGGGUUAGAGAAGAUUAGACAUCUUAAUGACUGAAGAAGUUAUGAUACUUACUGACCUAAAGACGUUGCUACAGAUGUAAUUAUGUUCUUUUUUUGUUCGUGCUUUAUGUGAAAUUCACAGCAGCAAUAAAAUGAACAACAUUGAUGAUUUCUCCCAAUUGUAAUCAAAACAAGAACAUACUCCUUCCGUUUUUCAUAAUAUAGGAUAAAUGUUUAGAGAAGUAUUUUUA
This is a messenger RNA of Camelina sativa (false flax), 2149 nucleotides long. Lineage: Eukaryota; Viridiplantae; Streptophyta; Magnoliopsida; Brassicales; Brassicaceae. The record is from RefSeq and is a predicted model, not a curated record.